Molecule: messenger RNA, 5290 nt
Organism: Xiphias gladius (swordfish)
Lineage: Eukaryota; Metazoa; Chordata; Actinopteri; Istiophoriformes; Xiphiidae
Gene: arhgap4b
Product: Rho GTPase activating protein 4b
Exons: 24
Coding region: 445-3285 (946 amino acids)
Biological process (GO): signal transduction; negative regulation of cell migration
Cellular component (GO): cytoplasm
Molecular function (GO): protein binding
Source: RefSeq, a predicted model, not a curated record
AAAUGAGAGGGGGGGGAGGAGGGAACUGAGCUGAGAGAAAUCUGUCAGAUUCAAACACACUGCUCUGUGUGUGUGAUAGAGAGAACGAGGGAUGAGAAGAGAGAAGGAGAGCUGAGGAACAGAUAGAAAGAGACAGCGGAGGACCACAAAGUGAGGCCUGUUCACCUAUGGAUCAGCAUUCAUACCAGAAACCCAGGGGAUUCCAUGGACGCAUCGAACCGACUGACAUCCCUGCCGAGUGCAGCCGAUCAACACUGAUGCUGAUGCGGUGCAUACAGCUGUAGAACAGCAAGGCCAAGGGGUCGGGGUGAAAGGUCACAGACUACAGAGCCAGAGCAGGCCCGUGCAGUUGAAAGGUUUGAGGAGGGGAGACUAAAGGAUACGAGAGGAAUCAGGGUUCAGGAAGAAAGGUCUCAGUGACAGACGAGGGUCAAGGUGUCAAAGAUGAUGACAUCACAUGGAAAGCUGAGGAGGGAGAAGGGGAGUCUGGCCGAGUAUGAAUCACAGAUGAAAGACCUGCGGGCCCAGCUGACAGACCAGAUAAAGAUCUUAGAUUCUCAGGUGGAGGUAAAACAGCAGCAGCUCUCAGACCUCUCCGAGUUUCUCCGGCGUCGAGGUGACAUUGAGGCCGAAUAUGCGCGCGCCCUCGACAAACUCACCGAGAGAUUCACCCACAAGACUAAGAAGAAGGAACAGUGGGGCCAGUCUGUGUGUCAGGUCUGGUCUGUUUUGCUUACUCAGACUCGUCUGGAGAGCCGGGAACAUGCAGCUUUGGGUGACACCUGCUGCAACACGCUCACACAGAGACUGGCACACAGCACAGAGGAUACACACCGUCUGCACAAACGGAGCAAAGAAGUUGGAAUCCAGAUGCAGGAUGAGUUGCUUAAGGUCACCACUGAACUCCAGACAGCUCUGAAGACAUAUAACCAGUACCACACAGACUGUCUGAUAGCUGAGGGGAAGCUGAAGGAAGCUGAGCGGUUGGAGGAGAGACAGACUGGCAAGUCAGCUGAGCUUGGCCCCGGCCAAUCAGGGGGGCAGAGGCGGAGUUCCGUCAAGAAGAUGGAGAGAUUAAUGGAGAAGGUGAGUGUGUGUUUGUGUCUGAGAGAGAAAGAGAGAACAGGUGACAGGAAUAAUGUAAUGACUGAAUUUAGCAUAGCAGCUGCUACAAUGCAGAAAUACUACCUGCAGGACGUGAGCACCCUCAUCGACUGUUGCGACCUCGGUUUCCAUCUGUCUGUGGAGAGGGUGAUGAGAUGCUACCUGGCCAGUAGGUGGCGCAUCCAGAAGACAGAGGAGACGGGGCUUAAGCAGCUGGAGGGAGCUGUGACAUCCCUGGACCAGGGUGGAGACAGAGAUGCAUUGCUACAGCAACACGACGCCGCCUUCUGCCUUCCAUUCAGAUUCAACUACCACCCACAUGAGGGAGACCAGGUGUGUGAGGUGAGUGCGGAGAGCCAGGUGAGGUACGAGCUGGAGACCAGGUUCCAGCAGCUUCAGUCCCGACUCGCUGCCGUUACCUUGGAAACCGAGGAGAUCAGUAAAACACUUAAAGCCACACUCACAGCCCUGCUGGACAGUAUGUGUGACAGCGACUGUAACCCCUCCCCCGACAUGCCCAGCAGCCUAUCACAUGAGCCCCCUGGAGGAAGUACCGCCCCAAAACUUACCCUUGCCAAGCGUCGAGCCAAUCAGCAGGAGACAGAGACUUACUAUUUGACAAAAGUGAAGGAGUUCCUCACCAGCAGUUCUCUGACCUCCAAACUUCAAGCCAAACAUGACCUUCUACAAGAUGCCAUACAGAAAGCUGAGGCCGUCGACAGUGACCCUUCCAGAAUGCAAUGUGCUCGGUCAGUGCGUGUUCGGAAGUCCAGACCUGUUUCCCAAUUCUGCCACACACUCUUCACCACAGACAUACUCUCCUACAUACAGAGCUCUGGGCAGCAGAUUCCUGUGGUGGUUGAAAGCUGCAUCCGUUUCAUAAACCUUCACGGCCUCCACCAUGAAGGAAUAUUCAGAGUUCCUGGGUCACAGAGGGAGGUUAACCUCAUCAGAGAUGCAUUUGAGAGAGGAGAGGAUCCUCUCUCAGACAGUGAGUGUGACCUGGACUCUGUGGCCGGCGUGUUGAAACUUUACUUCAGGGGCCUCGAGCCUCCUCUCUUCCCUUACGACAGCUACUCCCAGCUGCUGGAGUGUGUCCAAAUCGAGGGAGAGACAGAGAAAGCUGCCCAGAUUAAAGCAAUUGUCUCCACCUUCCCGCGGCCUCUCCUCAUCGUGAUGCGUUUCCUUUUUGCUUUCCUAAAUCAUGUGUCGCAGUACAGUGAUGAGAACAUGAUGCAGCCCUACAACUUGGCUGUUUGUUUCGGCCCUAGCCUGCUGAGGGGGUUGGAUUCUGAUGACGCUGUUGCUAGGCAGCCGCAGGUUAAUGACUUUGUCAAAACCAUGAUCCUUCAGCAUGACGUCAUCUUCCCCAGCCAAUCAGAACUGCCGGGCCCCGUCUACGAGAAGCAUAUGACUCUGGAACAGGAGUACUGUGAACCGAUUACAGAGGAAGGAGACGGAGAGGCCGAGCAUCUGCCCAGUGAGGACGAGCUGGAAGCAGUGGCUAUGUUUGACUACGUGGCGAGAUCUCCAGCAGAACUAUCAUUCAAGCAGGGAGAGCUUCUCAUCCUUCACAGCAAGGCGUCCUGUGAUUGGUGGAGAGGCGAAGUGGGAGGGGUUAAGGGUCUCAUCCCUCACAAGUACAUCAACGUGCUGGAAGGGUCAGAGCGAGGGAAAAGAGAAGAGGGAGGAGGAGGAGGAGGAGGAGGAGGAGGCAGCACUGGAAACCUGACAACAGAAGAUCCACAGACGGAGAACACAACUCGGAUGCGGGUGAACAGCGACAGUGCUUCGUUGCCUGGAAGACAGAGAGGGAGUGAGGGGAGCCCCAGUCGAAAGCCGCCAACCUCCCCUGCCAACCGACACCUGCCAGUGUCUCAGGAGAGAAGACACACUUUGGACACUGUGAGACAGGGCGGCUUCAGACCCACAGAUAGACCUCCAUUUGGUCAGGCAGACAGAACAACAGUUGACAAGGAGAUGAUCAGCCGUCAGAUGAACUCAGUGUUCAAGGAGCUCCUGUCACGCCAGCCUCCUGUCCAGCCGUCCGCCCUUGCCGCCCCUGCCACUGCUGCUCCCACUUCCUCCUCCUCCUCUUCCUCUCUUCCUCAAUCUGCCCCUGCUGCCAAAAAAGUAGGAUUCGGCCUCAGAGGACGGGCCCUUUUCAGACCAAUGGACUGAGUGAGAGGAGAGGAUGACUGGAAUCACUGAUUUAUUGUUUAAUGAUGAUGAUGAUGAUUACAAUGAUGAAGAUAAUGCAUUUGGCGAAGAACUUGAUUUAUUUUUUUGACACGUGUACAAUAUUUGCGUCUGCCAUCUCAUAGUGCCACUUGUCCCAGUGCCGUGUUACUGUACGUCCAGUGUGUCUGUUCUCCAGCUGGUUUUGGUCUUCUUGCGUUCUGGUUUGUUUCUGUUCCCUACGCUUUUGCAAUUUUUGGUGAAUCAGGGAUGUGACAUCACCAGUGAUAUCACCAGACUGACUUUUAAAAGUGGUUGCCAUGAUACUUACAUCAAAAACAACAAAAUAAUUAAGAUGCCCCCCUAGUGGCAGGUCUGAGAUCAGCCCUUCCUAUGUUUGCUUUAUUUUGAAUAACAAAACUGAUCUGGGGCCUGUGUCUAGGAGUGCCUUCACAUCUUAUUCUUAUCUUAUUCUUCUUAUUAUUCACAUUUAUUUCACUUGAAAAGACCUGAUAGGUUUAAAUUCUGCAUAUUAUUUUAAAAAUGUGAUCCAGAAAAACAUUUAUAGAACCCCAAAGUGUUCAAUAUUAAAUAAAUAAGACAUUAUGAAAUGAAGAAUGAUAUGAUUAAAUUGUAUAAAAUAUUUAUUGACCAAAAAAACUAUGAAAUAACUGAGGAAAUUGUUAAAAUUUAACCCAUUAUUAUCAAAUGUUAUUUCAUCAUUCAUUUAUGUAAUAACAAUUUUAUUUUAUAUAAUUUAUGUAAUUUAUGUUAUUAAAAAAAGCUUUCUAGUUCAAGAAGAGGCAGGGGCAAGUGUAUUCAAGUUGCAGGGGUUAUUUAUUUCAUAAUUAUUCAUUUAUUUAUGUAUUUAAUACUGAACACUGCGGUUCCAUAGAUGUUGGUUGAGGUAAGUAUUUAAUAGCAGCAUGCAGUGUUAGCAGACACACACACAAACACAGAGAGAGAGAGAGAGACAGAAAGAGAGAGAGAAAACACAAAUUCUCCUUCAUAUGUGAUUCAUGGCCUGAUUUACAGGCCAAAUCUCAGGGCUUUUGCAGAGUUAGAGAUGUGCUAACUCAGGUUCGGCCUUGAAGGAAUAAGUUUUUUCACUCAGGGCUUUGGUUAAGUCACUCUUCAACUGGAAACUGUGCCCUCACCUCAAGAGCCAAAAUGGCCCCUAUAUCAGAGAGGAUUAAAUGACUUCCUCUGGUUUAUACUGUGAAUGCAACAGCGAUGUUUUGGAGCCAUGAUCAAAACUCUUGUCUCAUUCUUCCACACAUUUUGGCCCCCCUGACUGUAUAUCUAGCAGCAUCCACUAAUCCCAUUCAAAUGUAUGUUUCGGGUUUUUUGCAGUGAGGUGUACAAUUCCUUUGACUCCAAAACCAUUUGAAUUGGUUUUACAUAUGGCAUCUCCCCUUUGUCAUGUUUCAGUAUUCGAAGUAGAAUAUUUUUUAAAAUAUUGAUUCUGCUUCUAUGAGUGUGUUUACAUGUGCAUUAGUAUCCUGGUUUGACCCUUAUCCUGUUUUUGAUUAUAUUCAGGAUACAGCAUUUGUGUGGAACAUGAAAAACCUGGGUUUUGAUAUCCCUUUAUACAUGAUCAUAACAGUAUCCAUGUUUCUGAUCGUAUGCCUGCAGGUGUGUCAUGAUUUCUAACCAGCUCAGCCACUACGAGAUGGUUCAGAAACAUGGAUAAAGUGUUUACAUGCCACAGUUUCCUGGUUUCUAUCGGAGUACUCCAGAUAGUAGAUAGUAUAUAUAGUAUAUACCGGUUUCUCAAAACCGUGAUAAGGUCUUAUCCAGGUUUCUGAAACCAGGAUAAGCUGUUUAAAUGUGCAAAACCUAACCAGGAUACUCCAAAAACCCGAUCUUAACCAGGAUACAUGUGUGCAUUUAAACGCAUGAUUAAAACACACUGUUAUUCUGGAUCACUGUUUGAUGAUGUCACCAAAUUUACUGUGUCCAAUUGUAUAUGUGGUAAAAAAAAUAUGAAUACAAUAAAGAUGAUAAA